AUGUAAUAAUAAUAAACUCCGAAAUAAUGUGAGAAAAUUAGUUAAUUGGCAAAUCGACCCAAAAGAAGCGAAUAAGUCAAUAAAAUUUGCAGACCAGUGAAGGUGUUAAGCAACCACUUCCCAGUAUAAUAUUAAUCUAACUUAAUAGUUUGAAUUUAAAGACAAAUAAGCAGGACUUAAUAUUUAUGCAGUAAGUUUUUCAGAAGAUGUUCCUCAAGAUAGUAGAGAGGUAAUCAGUGAAUUAAUUAACUUAUCCAGAGCUUAAUUUAAGUAGGCAGGACUAGAAACAUUUUCAGUAUACAUUUAAAUAUAUAAUAAUUAGAUUAGAGGCCUAAAUAUAUGGAGUCCUCAGUAUGUUAAAGAAAGAAUAAUUUCUUAAGUAACCUUUAAAGAUUAAAAAUACUGUGUAUACUUGAAUUUUGUGAAAUCAAUCGAUUUUUCAUAUCUUGAUGGGUAUUAAUAAAAUUAAUAUGUUUUAGAGAAAACCAAGAACCAACUUUAAUGUAGCCUCUCUAAUAAGCUAUAAAUGUUUAAGUGAAAAGAGCAUUAAAAGAGAUGGGAUUAAGAGAACUUAAUAGAUUGUCAUAAUUCUUUGAUCCAAAAUCAAUAGAUGCUAAUCCAGUUUAAGGUUUCCCACUUAAAGUAUGGCUUGGAUAUAAGACUUCUCUGAAAUUAACUUAAUCAAAACCUUAAUUAUUAAUUGAUUAUGCUUCAAGGGUUUUAAGUACAGAGACAGCCUUAAGGUUUAUUAAAUCUUUUAAGAAUAAUGAUUAUGCACAAAUAAAAGAGGAGUUUGAAGGAAAAUCAGUAAUAGCAACUUAUGGAAAUUAUAGGUUGUAUAAAAUUUCAGCAGUUGAUUUCAAAAAGACUCCUAAUUCAUCAUUUGAUUUGGAGGAUGGCAAAAAAACAACUUAUGCCCAAUAUUAUUAAGAUAGAUAUAAAAUCAAAAUUUAAGAUAUGAACUAACCUCUUCUUGAAAGUUUAGAUAGAAGAAAUCCAGAUAAAAAAUUUUAUUUAAUUCCAGAGUUAGUUUAUAUGACUGGAUUAAGAGAUGAUUAAAAAUCAGAUUUUGGAUUGAUGAAAGAAUUAGCAUAUUAUACAAAAAAAGAACCUGGAGAAAGAUUACAAAUAAUAUAAAAUAUGUUAGGAAAAUUAUAAAAACAAUUAGGUGCUUCAUAGAUCAUACUAAAAUCAGAUUCAAGUACUACAGCCUAUAUUUGCCAAUAACCAUAGUUAACAUUUGCAAAUUAAAGAAAAUUAGAUGCUGAUCCAACUGGAUUUUUCAUUUUAAAAGAUCCAGUUUAUUAGAGUUGUUAUAUAAAAGAUUGGUUUUUAAUUUAUCAAUCAAAAGGAAGAUAAGAUGAUGAUCUUGCUGAUGAUCUAGUAGCAGAUCUAUAAUAAUAAGGAGGAAGAUUAGGAAUCAAAUUUGAUAAACCAUUUUUUAUUAAUAUGAAAGGAAACAAACCUUAAGAUUGGAUCAAAGAAUUAUAAGCAGAAUUUAAAAAUGGAUUACCAUCUCUUGUUGUCUCUAUUACUGAUAAAAAUAGAGAUACAUAACUUUAUGUUGGUCUUAAAGACUUUUUACUUUCAUAAGGUGGUGCUGGUGUUAUUCAUCAAAAUGUAACUACUAAAGCAUGUAAAAAUAAAAACAAAUAAAGUAUUGCUUCUAAAAUUGCUUAAUAAAUAAGUGUCAAAUUAGGAAAUCCUUUAUGGGUUAUUCCUAAAGUUAAAGGAAUCUCUGAAAAAAUUAUGAUUAUUGGAAUGGAUAUCUAUCAUAAAUUAGUUUCAGGAAAAUAAUCUUGUAUGGGUUUUGUUGCUCAUUUUGAUUUAGAAUGUAAAACAAGCUUUUCCAAAACUAUUAUCAUGAGAGCUGGCUAAGAAUUUAAUUAGGCUGUUGGAUUAGCUUUUAAAGAAGCUCUUUAAGCUUAUUUUUUACAUUAUGGAAAAAAACAAUUACCUGAUACUAUUUUAGUUUAUAGAGAUGGAGUAGGAGAAUCAUAAAUCUAAGCCUUGAUAUAAACAGAAUUAGAACAAAUUAAAAAAGUUAUUUAAACAUAUACAGCUGGAUAUAAUCCUUAAUUUGCAUAUAUUACUAUCAAUAAAAAAAUUUCUGAUCGAUUCUUCUUGAAAGUAGAUGAUGCUCCCCCUUAAGCAAGAAAAAAUUCAAAAAGCCCUUAUAUAAAUCCAGUUUCAGGUUUAGUUGUUGCUGAUAGAAUAACCUCAAAAUUUUUUGAUUUCUUCUUAGCUGCUUAAUAUGUGACUUAAGGAACUUGUACACCAACUCACUAUAUAGUAUUAGAAAAUAAUACUUAAUUUACUGAAGAAAUGUUUUGGUAAAUUACAUACUUUUAAUGUUUCAAUUAUUGGAAUUGGACAGGAGCAGUAAAAGUACCUGCUUGUGUUUAAUAUGCUCACAAACUAGCAUUUUUGGUUGGAGAUACUUUCUAAAAAGCUGUUCAUCAGAAUCUUUAAAGACAACAUUUUUAUUUAUGAUUUUCAUUUUUUUCUUAAUAUAUA
Molecule: messenger RNA, 2517 nt
Organism: Paramecium sonneborni
Lineage: Eukaryota; Ciliophora; Oligohymenophorea; Peniculida; Parameciidae
Source: the annotation of a GenBank genome assembly